GACAAAGAUCAUGAAGAAAAGGUUAAUAAAAAAAGUUAAAUCCUUGGACAAAAAAGUCAUCUGAUAGCUACUUUCAAGGAUUUCUAUGGAAAAAAAAGGUUUUUUUUCCUUUGGUACAAGGAUCGAACUCACGACCUCAUGCUUGCCAGGCAUCUAUGAAUAAAAAGUUUUAUGAAGUUGUAUUUAAUCUAGAUGUUCACAUCUAGGAUUCCUCAUCUUUGUUAUAGAAAUAGGAAGACUAUAUUUCAUUUUCUCUUAUUGAUUACAUAUGUAUUUUUCCAGUAAAUAUGCUAUUACUUAAUUUAAUAAGUUUACAACAGUGUUCCUCUUUAUUUGAUUUUAGUUAAAACCAGUUAUACUUUUAACUGAUGAAAAUCAAAUGUAGUUUUUGGAAGUUUUUGUUUCCGUUUUUGUGAGACGAGGUCUCGCUAUGUAGUUCAUGCUGCCCUUGAACUCCUUCCGUAGCCCAGGCUGACCUCAGACUCGUGGUGAUCCUUCCGCCACCUCCUGGUGCUGCCGUUACAGACAUGCCCCACCACACUCAGUGCAGAGGUAAGUUUAUAUCACUUGUAUUUAGGAAGAUAAUAUUUUUUCCUUUAAAUUUCACUUUAUUGGAAGUAAAAUGCAUUGUUGAAUAUGUAGUAAAUUUGGAUUCAAGUACUGAAAUCAAGAGCUGGGGAUUUAGCUCAGCGGCAUAAGCACCUGCCUUGCAAGCAGGCAGUCGUGAGUUCGAUCCCGGGUACCGAUAAAAAGGAAAAAGACAGUUUGAGUCCUUUGGUGUCAACGCCCCAGCCACUACCUGCGCUCCAUGAGGAAGAUGCUUGCCGCCGUCUCCCGCGUGUUGUCCGGCGCUGCCCAGAAGCCGUCUAGCAGAGUACUAGUGGCAUCCCGUAAUUUUGCAAAUGAUGCUACGUUUGAAAUUAAGAAAUGUGAUCUUCACCGGCUGGAAGAGGGCCCACCUGUCACCACCGUGCUCACCAGGGAAGAUGGACUCAAGUACUACAGGAUGAUGCAGACUGUGCACCGAAUGGAGUUAAAGGCAGACCAACUGUAUAAGCAGAAAAUUAUUCGUGGUUUCUGUCACUUGUGUGAUGGUCAGGAAGCCUGCUGCGUGGGACUUGAGGCCGGCAUAAAUCCUACAGACCAUCUGAUCACAGCCUACCGGGCUCAUGGCUUUACCUUCACUCGGAGCCUUUCUGUCCGGGAGAUCCUAGCAGAGCUAACAGGACGAAGAGGAGGUUGUGCUAAAGGGAAAGGAGGAUCUAUGCACAUGUAUGCCAAGAACUUCUACGGCGGCAAUGGCAUUGUUGGAGCUCAGGUGCCCCUGGGAGCUGGAAUUGCUCUGGCCUGCAAGUACAAUGGAAAAGAUGAAGUCUGUUUGACAUUAUAUGGUGAUGGUGCUGCCAAUCAGGGUCAGAUAUUUGAAGCUUACAAUAUGGCAGCAUUGUGGAAAUUACCCUGUAUUUUCAUCUGUGAGAAUAACCGCUAUGGAAUGGGAACGUCUGUUGAGCGAGCCGCAGCCAGCACUGAUUACUAUAAGAGAGGCGAUUUUAUUCCAGGGCUGAGGGUAGAUGGAAUGGAUAUCCUGUGUGUGCCAGAAGCAACAAGGUUUGCAGCUGCCUAUUGUAGAUCUGGGAAGGGACCUAUCCUGAUGGAGCUGCAAACUUACCGCUACCAUGGACAUAGUAUGAGUGAUCCUGGAGUCAGUUACCGUACACGAGAAGAAAUUCAGGAAGUAAGAAGUAAGAGUGACCUGAUUAUGCUUCUCAAGGAUAAGAUGGUGAACAGCAAUCUUGCCAGUGUUGAAGAAUUAAAGGAAAUUGAUGUUGAAGUGAGGAAAGAAAUUGAGGAUGCUGCCCAGUUUGCCACAGCUGAUCCGGAGCCACCUCUGGAAGAACUAGGCCAUCACAUCUACAGUAGUGACCCACCCUUUGAAGUGCGUGGUGCUAACCAGUGGAUCAAAUUCAAGUCAGUCAGUUAACAAGAGACCACAUGUAAUGGAAUGGGCUAUUCAUCAGCAACUGUAAGGAACUCUGUUUUUAACCUUGAGAAAUAUACUAAAAAUAUGGUAUAAGUCUUAGAAACUUCAGCAUGUAAAUUAUAUUGAGAGAGUAAUCGCAUGCAGGUUGUACAUUAGUGCUUAAGUGCUUUGUGUGAAUAUAUAAAACAGGAGGUAAAAGAAUAAUCUCCCAAAUAUUUUCUUUUGUCUAAACAGAAGAACAACAAUUCUUUGUAUGCCUAUUCCAACCCUGUCAUCUCUUUGGGUAGAAAUCACUGGCCUUGAGGAAUCAUUGCUGUGUCCUCAGGUAGUGGUGGCAGAAGACGGUUCACACUGAUUACAACAGCAUUCUCCAACAAUUUUUAUUAUAAGAUUUCAAAGGCCAAACUACUUUGUUUUCUCCAAUUAUACAUUCAACAUAAACAUAAAAUUAUCUUGUUACAUUCCCAUUAGAUAAUAAACUAAACAUAUCCAUUUUAUUUUUCACAUUUAAGUGCUAUAUUAGUAAAUAAGGCACACUCUAAAACAGAGGUACCCAGCCUCAUUUUAAACACUUUUCAAGUAAUGUACGAUGUGGUAACUUUUCAUGAAAGUAAAAUUCAUAUAUGCUGGGAUAUCUAAGAUUCACUAUUCAUAUUAAACAUACUCUAUAAAUCUUUAAAAUGUUUAUAAACAGACUAAAACAUUUCAGUAAGAAAAGUCUCUAGAACAUUAAGUUCUUAAUUGAAUUAAACUCAGCAGAAUUUGUUGUGUAUGGAAACAAACUUUAACCACAAACAUGUCAGUUAAUAUUGUCCUCGGGUGUAUCCGCAUCCUCUGCGGGCUCCUGGUCCUCCUGGUUUCGGUGCUUGACGAUCGCAUGCCAGAUCCUACAGAGCACACCACCACUGUGAAACAAAUAACAUUUGUAAGAAAAAUAAAUUUCAAACCAAAAAUCCCAAAUACCUACCUGCCUAAGAGUUCUUACUGCAGAAAGUAAAGUAUAUAACUCCAGAGUUAACAUUUGCCACCUGUUCUCAAAAACGCAGCCUGCCUACUUAAGCACUUCACAAAAACAUUCACAUGUGAAGGUGAUACUCGUGCCCCUGCAAGAAGUACUGAGGGAUCUGUGUAAGGCUAUUUAAAGUGACAUAGAAAUAAGAGGGCAAGUUGCCAUUUCAAGAGCUGAGUGUAGUGUGCUGGCAUCUUUUCCCAACUUGAACCUAGCAAGACUCCAGAUUUGGGAGGGGAGACAUUACCGGCAUUUUGUUUUCUACUUUAUUUUAAAGUAUAUUCACACAAAAAAUGUUCUAUUAUACAACGGUAAGUGCUGAACCACUUACCAUAACUGAAGGCUCUUUAGGUCUUCCUUAGAGAUAUGAUCAAGAAUAUCAGAAAAAGUAUAACCCUCUUUAACAAUCUGAAACAAAGACAAAAUGCUUAAGACCUAAGCAGCUUUUUGACGUCAUAGGAAUUGGUUUUGGUUAUAAAUAUACCUUUUCAAUUGUACUGCAUCCACUUGUAGCUGUUGCAACCAAGCUGUAAGCUCUUCAUCUGUGCUCUGUGACUGAGCAGGUGCUGGGAUUGCUGAGCAGGUGCUGGGAGCAGGAUCUGUAACAAUUAGAAACUUGUUGUAUAUUAAAGUGCUUUUCUAAAGUAAAAUGGAUGUAAAAAAAAGUAUCCAGAAUGUAAAUGUCACGUGAAAAAUUGAGUUAAAUCUGUAUUAUUCAGCUGCUGUGUACAAGUCACAAUUCUUGGGUUUGUUUUACAGAGAAUAGAAUCAUCCUUACCUACCCUACCUUGAAUAAAUGUGUAACUUGAAAAAAAAAAUUCAGAUUAUAUUGAACAUAAUUUCCUAAAAUUGUAUGGUGCCCUUUUUUUUUUUUUAAGAUAGAAAGGACUUUUACAAACUUAGAUUUGCUUAUGAAAUUUUUUCAGUUAAUAUAUUAAGAGGACUGAAUUGCAAUACAUUUUCCCCCUCUUAAAAUAUGUGAGUCUGGCUUUUUCUCAAAAUUCAGAAGUAAUAUAAGGACGUACACAGAUGGUAUUUGCUGAAUAUGACUAUAUGUAAUAAAAGCUUGUGGCCCUUGUAGGA
Molecule: messenger RNA, 4073 nt
Organism: Cavia porcellus (domestic guinea pig)
Lineage: Eukaryota; Metazoa; Chordata; Mammalia; Rodentia; Caviidae
Product: pyruvate dehydrogenase E1 component subunit alpha, somatic form, mitochondrial-like
Exons: 1
Coding region: 809-1981 (390 amino acids)
Biological process (GO): pyruvate decarboxylation to acetyl-CoA
Cellular component (GO): intracellular membrane-bounded organelle
Molecular function (GO): pyruvate dehydrogenase (acetyl-transferring) activity
Source: RefSeq, a predicted model, not a curated record